AACGACUGAAAAAGAAUAAAAGAAGAAGAAUCUUAAAAACUGCUUGUAAUCAUUCUUGUUUUGUCAGUACAUUAGUUUCACUAUUCAAUUUAAAAAAGGGUUCUCGGCUUAUAUUUACGACAAUUUAUUAAUUUUCCGGUUUGAAACUAGAUACUAGAAGCGAAAAAAUGCCUGACCAUCUGGGAGAUGAUAUGCGUAAAGUCAAAGCUGAGCCAGAACAAGAAGAAAAAGAUAUCAAAUCUUUAGAUGAAGGUGAUAUUGCCCUACUAAAAACCUAUGGACAAGGGCAAUAUACAAAGAGUAUUAAAAAUGUUGAAGAAGAUAUCCAAGCCAUUAUUAAGAGGGUCAAUGAGCUUACUGGUAUUAAAGAAUCUGAUACUGGACUCGCUCCUCCUGCCUUAUGGGACUUAGCUGCAGAUAAACAAAAUCUACAAAAUGAACAGCCCCUGCAAGUAGCCAGAUGCACAAAAAUUAUUAAUGCUGAUACUGAUGAUCCUAAAUACAUCAUUAACGUAAAACAGUUUGCCAAGUUUGUUGUGGAUUUGGCCGAUUCUGUGGCACCAACUGAUAUUGAAGAAGGCAUGAGGGUUGGAGUUGAUCGUAACAAAUAUCAGAUUCACAUCCCUUUACCGCCAAAAAUUGAUCCUACGGUGACUAUGAUGCAGGUUGAAGAAAAACCAGAUGUGACUUACAGUGAUGUAGGAGGUUGUAAGGAACAAAUUGAAAAACUCAGAGAAGUAGUAGAAACGCCACUUUUACAUCCAGAAAAAUUUGUUAAGUUGGGCAUUGAACCUCCAAAGGGUGUUUUACUGUUUGGCCCCCCUGGAACUGGAAAAACACUUUGUGCCAGAGCUGUCGCUAAUAGAACUGAUGCUUGUUUUAUUAGGGUUAUUGGUUCUGAACUAGUGCAGAAAUAUGUCGGAGAGGGUGCCAGGAUGGUGAGAGAGCUUUUCGAAAUGGCCAGAUCUAAGAAAGCCUGCCUUAUAUUUUUCGAUGAAAUUGAUGCCAUUGGUGGAGCCAGGUUUGAUGAUGGGGCCGGCGGUGAUAAUGAGGUCCAACGUACAAUGUUGGAAUUAAUUAACCAGCUGGACGGUUUCGAUCCCCGAGGAAACAUUAAGGUUCUUAUGGCUACAAACAGACCGGAUACUUUGGACCCUGCACUGAUGAGGCCCGGCCGUUUGGACAGAAAGGUCGAGUUUGGGCUGCCCGAUCUAGAGGGCAGAACCCACAUUUUCAAGAUUCAUGCCCGAUCAAUGAGCGUGGAAAGAGAUAUUCGAUUUGAAUUAUUGGCUAGAUUAUGUCCAAACUCUACUGGAGCAGAAAUAAGAUCCGUCUGUACUGAAGCUGGUAUGUUUGCCAUACGAGCCAGAAGGAAAGUAGCCACCGAAAAAGACUUCUUGGAAGCAGUCAAUAAAGUCAUUAAAUCUUACGCCAAGUUCUCGGCUACUCCUAGAUAUAUGACGUAUAAUUAAGGAGAACGAAACCAAUUUAUUUUUGGGGUUUGGUAAGUCUUGUUAAAUCCGAUUAUCAAACCAAUAACAUUUUUGUAAACAACAAUUAUUUAAAAGUGUUGCAUACAUUUUCGGUUUAUAAAUAUAAAGUUUCUGUGGCGUUUUGUAACAAUGCUUUAAAUAAAAAAAGUAUUAAUCUUAAA
Messenger RNA from Anthonomus grandis grandis, 1654 nucleotides. It is a transcript of the gene Rpt1, whose product is annotated as 26S proteasome regulatory subunit 7. Gene Ontology annotation, cellular component: proteasome regulatory particle, base subcomplex. The transcript has 10 exons. The record is from RefSeq and is a predicted model, not a curated record. The coding region runs from base 168 to 1472 and encodes 434 amino acids. Gene Ontology annotation, biological process: proteasome-mediated ubiquitin-dependent protein catabolic process. Gene Ontology annotation, molecular function: ATP hydrolysis activity; proteasome-activating activity; ATP binding. Lineage: Eukaryota; Metazoa; Arthropoda; Insecta; Coleoptera; Curculionidae.